CUCCCUAUCGCCCCGUGCCAGAGUGCACGCAGCCCUUUACGCGCGGUCGCACAUGAUCACAGAGCCGCAGAGGGUGAGAGCGCGGCUCGCGAGUGGGAAGAAGACCCCGGGACAGGUCUGGGCGCUGUCCGGGGUGGAGCCGAGGGCGGAGCUUCGGGGUCCGGCGCGCAGAGCUGGGGCGUGUCCGCGCCGCCGCGAUCUGCGCCGCUCCGCCCUCGGCCCGUUCGCUGCGCUCCCAGCCUCCUCGCCGCAACCCCCGCCGUAGCUGCCGCUGCUCCCGCCGUCACCGCCUCCGAGAACAUGGCUGUGCCUCCCACAUACGCCGAUCUUGGCAAGUCCGCCAGGGAUGUCUUCACCAAGGGCUACGGCUUUGGCUUAAUAAAACUUGAUUUGAAAACGAAGUCAGAGAAUGGAUUGGAAUUUACCAGCUCAGGCUCUGCCAACACGGAAACCACCAAAGUGAACGGCAGCCUGGAAACCAAGUACAGAUGGACUGAGUAUGGGCUGACGUUUACAGAGAAGUGGAACACAGACAACACCCUGGGCACUGAGAUCACCGUGGAAGACCAGCUUGCCCGUGGACUGAAGCUCACCUUUGAUUCGUCAUUCUCGCCAAACACUGGGAAAAAAAACGCUAAAAUCAAGACAGGGUACAAGAGGGAGCACAUCAACCUGGGCUGUGACGUGGACUUUGACAUCGCUGGGCCCUCGAUCCGGGGUGCGCUGGUGCUCGGCUAUGAGGGUUGGCUGGCUGGCUACCAGAUGAAUUUUGAGACCUCGAAGUCCCGAGUGACCCAGAGCAACUUCGCAGUUGGCUACAAGACGGAUGAAUUCCAGCUUCAUACUAAUGUGAACGACGGGACAGAGUUUGGUGGCUCCAUUUACCAGAAGGUGAACAAGAAGUUGGAGACUGCUGUCAAUCUCGCCUGGACUGCAGGAAACAGUAACACUCGCUUUGGAAUAGCAGCCAAGUAUCAGGUCGACCCCGAUGCCUGCUUUUCGGCCAAAGUGAACAACUCUAGCCUGAUUGGCUUAGGGUACACUCAGACCCUAAAACCAGGUAUCAAACUGACGUUGUCAGCCCUGCUGGAUGGCAAGAACGUCAAUGCGGGCGGCCACAAGCUUGGCCUAGGACUGGAAUUUCAAGCAUAAAUGAAUAUUGUACAAUCGUUUAAUUUUAAACUAUUUUGCAGCAUAGCUACCUUCAGAACUUAGCGUACCUUUUAAUGUUGUAUGUUGGGGAUGCGAGAGUUGAUGGAUACCACGUUAGACCUCCAGGCUAAGGAUGACUCGGCUUUAAGGUGUUUACCAUUUCAGAGGUACAGCAGAAACCCCAUUCCAGAAAGGGUCCUGUUUAGCUGUAGGCGUGGGUUGGGGGGGUUGGGGAGGAGCCCCUGUAGAGAUGCCAGGCUACAAGUGGAAGCCGGGAAGGUGUGGGUCCUUUGUAAAUCUGUAUCCAGUCCCCAGAUGAAAUUGUGACUUCCCGAGCAUUGAAGCCCGGUGUCCAGAUCCUAUCUGCUCGGAAGCAUGUACACGCCUGUGUGAAAGGGAGACAGGUCCUCACGCCUCGUUCCCAUCCUAGCCCAUCACUUAACUGUUUUACACCAAAAGUAGUCUUUAGGGUGUGGUUAGCUANUUCUUUUGUGCCAUUUUAGGGUGGAGAGGGUGGGUGUGUUGGAGCUAGUCAUUCAGGACUUAAUUCUUCCUUGUGUUGUGGUGUGGAUUUCUUUCUUUCUUCUAUUUUUUUUUUUUUUUUUUUAAUUCCUUCGUUUGCCAUUGCACCAGAGUAUGAAAUAGCUUCCGUUUCCUCCGGCUCUGAGCUGGGUGGGUGAUUGUGGUCACGCCCUGACAACACUGGGGAUCUCACUGACUCCUCUUGUAGCCUCACCACUAUUUUCUAGCAGUUUAAUGGGUACAUUAUAGAGUCUUCCAUUUUGUGUGGAAUUAGCUCCUCCCCUUCAAAUGCUGUAAUUAACAUCACUUAAAAUAAAACUUGAAUAAAAUACUGAAACCUCA
This is a messenger RNA of Mus pahari (shrew mouse), 2016 nucleotides long. RefSeq names its product voltage dependent anion channel 1 (gene Vdac1). Gene Ontology annotation, molecular function: voltage-gated monoatomic anion channel activity. Gene Ontology annotation, biological process: monoatomic anion transmembrane transport. The record is from RefSeq and is a predicted model, not a curated record. The coding region runs from base 301 to 1152 and encodes 283 amino acids. The transcript is spliced from 9 exons. Gene Ontology annotation, cellular component: mitochondrial outer membrane. Lineage: Eukaryota; Metazoa; Chordata; Mammalia; Rodentia; Muridae.